GCGAAUCUCAUCGUGCAGCUUCCCGGAAAGCUCCUUUGUUUUUCUCUCCAUCUCCGUAUCCUCAACCGCCCCGACCAAACUCUGUCAAAAGCGCAUUCGUGAUGAACGGCUUAUAGCCUUUCAAGUGGAGAGUUAUCCGGCGCGGAGGAGCCUUGGGAGUCUUGUCGUCGUGAUUCUGCCCACACCACCUUGUUACGGGACGGAUAUCUUCUUUUACAACCCUUUCCUUCUAUAUCUUUCGCGAUUGCACCCUGUUUGCCUAGCAUGUCGAUGAACUUUGUGACUUUCAACCAGGACUACAGCUAUCUGGCUGUUGGUACCUCAAAAGGAUUCCGAAUAUUUACCACAGAUCCGUUCGGGAAAAGCUAUGAGACCAAGGAAGGGAACAUAGCUAUCCUAGAGAUGCUCUUUUCGACGUCUCUGGUCGCGGUUAUCCUCUCACCUCGACGAUUGCAGAUCAUGAACACUAAGCGACAAUCCGUCAUAUGCGAGCUCACCUUCCCGACCACUGUUCUAGCCAUCCGAUUAAACAGGAAACGUCUUGUAAUUGUAUUGGAAGACCAGAUAUAUAUCUAUGAUAUUCAGACUAUGAAACUCGUUUAUACCAUUGAGACCUCGCCGAACCCAAAUGCUAUCUGCGCCCUUGCACCAUCCUCAGAUAAUUGCUACCUCGCCUAUCCACUUCCUCAAAAGGCCCCUCCACCAAGCUUCUCUCCUCCCUCCCAUGGCCCCCCUUCAAACACCCAUAUCCCUCCAACCAGUGGAGAGGUUCUGAUAUUCGAUGCAUAUAAACUCGAGGCGGUCAAUGUGGUAGAAGCACACAAGUCACCUUUAUCAUUUCUUGCAUUGAACAGUGAAGGCACUCUUUUGGCAACUGCGUCUGACAAGGGAACAAUUAUCCGCGUCUUUUCGGUUCCCGCUGCUCAUAAAUUGUACCAGUUCAGAAGAGGGUCAAUGCCGUCACGAAUCUAUAGUAUGUCCUUUAACAUAACGUCCACCUUGCUGUGCGUGUCAUCAGCGACGGAGACCAUUCAUAUUUUCAAACUGGGACAGCAACAAGGGUUGUCGAAAACCAGCAGUCCAAGUCGCAAACUGGAAUCCAGUCGAGGUUCCGGAGAUGAGUCUGCUGUCGAGUCCGCAAGUUCCGAGAUGUCAUCUCGAAAACAUAACGGCACAUUCAUGGGAAUGAUCCGACGCACCUCCCAAAAUGUUGGCAAUAGCUUCGCGGCCACCGUUGGCGGCUAUUUGCCCAAGGGAGUAACGGAAAUGUGGGAGCCAGAACGCGAUUUUGCCUGGAUUAAAUUACCUAAGUCGAAUGGCGGCAAUGGUGGCUCUGGACCUGUACGGAGUGUUGUCGCGAUGAGCAGCAACACGCCUCAAGUGAUGGUGGUGACAAGUGAGGGUAACUUUUACGUUUUUAAUAUUGAUCUUUCAAAAGGAGGAGAGGGAACGUUGGUGAAGCAAUAUUCGGUGCUUGACUCCAGUGAUAGAAUGGGCUCAACAGAUUUAGAUUAUUAAGAUGCCUCCUUACGAUACCAGGUCGGAAUUUUCUGUUUUUUAGCCAUUUUGGUCUACUUUACCUUAGGUUCUGUGCUCCGGAAUUAUUGGGCGUUUCGUGGUGCAUUGGCAGCGACUUUUCUUUUUCUUUUUUUUCUUCCCCCCUUCCGAUAUGAUUUCCACAAUGGGUUAUUAAAUAGCAAUUUCUCAUCUCGUCCAGCUCGAAUUUUGCUGGUCCACCGAGUGGAAUACAUACUGAUUAUGUAUGUGCGGGAAGUUAGGAUACAUCA
Molecule: messenger RNA, 1787 nt
Organism: Coccidioides immitis RS
Lineage: Eukaryota; Fungi; Ascomycota; Eurotiomycetes; Onygenales; Onygenaceae
Product: protein-vacuolar targeting protein Atg18
Exons: 5
Coding region: 265-1518 (417 amino acids)
Biological process (GO): autophagy of mitochondrion; protein lipidation; protein localization to phagophore assembly site
Cellular component (GO): fungal-type vacuole membrane; phagophore assembly site membrane; cytosol
Molecular function (GO): protein binding; phosphatidylinositol-3-phosphate binding; phosphatidylinositol-3,5-bisphosphate binding
Source: RefSeq, a predicted model, not a curated record